Molecule: messenger RNA, 1555 nt
Organism: Chara braunii
Lineage: Eukaryota; Viridiplantae; Streptophyta; Charophyceae; Charales; Characeae
Source: the annotation of a GenBank genome assembly
GUAACUUCUUGACGGUGAAAGUCCGACGAAACAGACUAGCAAACUCAUCGUUUAAUGAUGGUUAUGCAUAGCGAACAUCGCAACAGAGAGAGAGAGAGAGAGAGAGAGAGAGAGAGAGAUGCAUAAGUUAAAGUUCUUCUCGAAGAGGAGGACAGGAGUAUUACGAGGAGGAGAGGUGGAGAGGAAGACGACGAGCAGCAGCAGGAGGGAGAAGACUCAGAAGUUAGAAGUGAGAAGAGUAAGGGAAAAAGAAGGCGCGUCCGAGAUGGCCACGACAGCUGCGAGUGGCGGAUUCUCUCUGCCGGUGACGCGUUCUGUGGCGCCUCCAUUUUCAAUUGCCGAGUUCGAUCUGUUCUUGAUGGGUUUGGACGGUGUACUUAUCAACACCGAUGAAUUGACGUACAAAGCGUGGGGGAGGGCUUUCCAGGAGCGAGGAAUUCCAUUCAAUUUUACUUUCGAUGAUUACGUGGUUCUGAAGGAUGACCGUUCUUGGGCUCAGAUUGUCAUUGAUCUCUUGGCCUCUCAUAAUGUCGAUGUGACAUUUGCCGAACUGAGAGAGCGCAGGCGAGCGUACUUUUGGUCAAUGCUUGACUCAGCCAAACUCCAUUUCAAGAAAGGAGCCGAGGAAUUGAUAAAAGCGCUAGUCAGCAGGCGGUUUGCAAUCGUCACCAGGUCGAGCAUGCUGGAAUACCGGCGCGGUGAUCGUGUGAUUGCAAUUGAGAGCAAUGCGCGGGGCAUCGCCGCAAUCAUCCUCAACAAAACUGUGCCUGCUGACGACAAGAUGGCGGUAGUCGUGACACCUGUCCUAUCGGAGACUGCGAACCGCCUGCGGGCGACACAUCCCAAUGCAUUUUGGGUGAAAGAUUUGUCACAGCUAUUUUUCUUACCAGGUCCCCUAUCCGGUCCAUCUGUGGGACCAGACACAGUAAGUUCAGUAACUGUUUCAACUCCAGCGGGUCAGAAAAGUUCUGUGGUGGGACCACAAACAGUCCGGGACCCAUUUGUGGGACCAGAAACGGUUCCAUCUGUGGGACCAGAGACAGACGCAGGUGCAUUCAUGACGCUCGGUAGAGAGAGAGUGGUUCCGUCUGGGUGUCCCGCAGAAUCUGUCUUGGAAAGGGCAAGAGCAGGACCUGGCGAGGCUGGCGUAGACGAGAAGGCUGCAAUGGGAGCCAUGGUUCAAGAUAGCGGAGUGGCAACUGUGGGACUGGGACCAGGAGGAACAGGCCACAUAAUUACCACAAUGGGAGGGGCAUUUAUGGUACCCCCAGACAUAAGGCCCAGUGCUCUCAACGCCCCCUCGGGUCUGGAAGGGGGGUUCAGAACAGCCCACGCGAAAAGCGCGGACGGCCAUGACGAAGCCGUUGAUGAAAUGGAGGAGCACAGAGCAGUGGAGAAGGGUACUAUGGGGUUUAGAACAACCCACAUGAAACAUGUGGACAACCAGGACACGGAAGUUGUCGAUGAAAUGAUCGAGGGUCGAGCUUUAGAGAGGGGUGAUCGAGCCUAGUAGAGGGGUUCGGAACAGGCCACAUAUUAGUAGACACGUUAUGGC